This is a messenger RNA of Suhomyces tanzawaensis NRRL Y-17324, 1425 nucleotides long. RefSeq lists its product as uncharacterized. The transcript is spliced from 2 exons. The coding region runs from base 1 to 1425 and encodes 474 amino acids. The record is from RefSeq and is a predicted model, not a curated record. Lineage: Eukaryota; Fungi; Ascomycota; Pichiomycetes; Serinales; Debaryomycetaceae.
AUGGCUGUUUCUCCCCCUACACAUCUUGGCUCUGCUCAAGGUCCUCCCGUGUCGCCACGAGAGUCUCCCGUCCGCACGCUGGCGCCUAAUCCUGCCAAGAGACACCGUCCCAAAUCGUUGAAUUUAAAUCCGUCCAGUCCUCAGGACGACUCCCGCAAGAAGCCUAACAAGAACGCCGACUUGGCACUUCGCAUCGUCAGUCCAGGUCUUCCCAUUCUCAACGAAGAAAUGGAGACUACCGUCAAGAUCUCCCAGAAGAUCGAGUUGCAACAGCGCCACUUGAUAGCUGCCCGCCAGCAGGGCGGCUCGUCCUCGGGAAUGUCGCCUACUGGCAGCUCGGGAACGCUGCCAGGAAGUGCUCCCACGCCUUCAGGCUCCGCCAACACCUCGAUGGACGGCUCCAACAGCCCCAAGAACGUAGCAGUUCUAGACGACAAGCUCUCGGCACCUACUUCUGCCAAAAGGUUGAAAAGAGACAACAUCCCCACUCCAUUGACCAUUGGACCCUCUGCCAGAUCUUCCAACUCCCACAGGCCUCUGAUCCAGUCGGCUCCAAUACGAUACACCUCCCGAGUCCCAGUGACAGCGAGACCCUCGGUCCCUCUGCAAGUACGCAGAUACCCCCCUCCUCUCGCUUCAGCAGUGCCUCUUGGACCCCAUCCAUACGCCUACUCGGUCCAGAGAAGAUACAGACCCUUUCCCAACACUCAUGUGACAUAUCUGGCGCUUCCUGGUCACCCACACCAGCCAGUCAUGCCCACCACGCCUUACAAGCGAAUCAGAAUGGUCGCUCCGCACACCACCACCUCGCCAUACUUCCCCAGAGGAAUCAGACGUGCGGUGGUACCCACAGGGCCUGUCAAUGCCCAGGCACAUUCGUCCCAGCAAGAAGCCAAGCCGUAUAACGUCACCGAUAUCUACCACGGCGACUUGAUGAAGGUUGCACCAUUACAGUCGCAGCCUCUCUCGGCCCAGCGUGAGUAUUUUGAGUCCUCGUCAGCAAAACCUACUCCUACCACCAGCCAUAAAAUGAUUGAGGACGAUAGACUUCCAGUAUCUGACGAAGAAGUGAGAGAGAUGCAAGAAAAGUACAAGCGGAAUUCGGAAGAGGCAAAGUCCGAAGAAUACAAGCCUGGCCAACCUCGUGCUUAUGGAUAUCCUGGUGAAUAUCAGCAGGAACAAUACGGCUCCCAAUAUCGCCCUAUCAAGUCGGGUGAAAUCUUUGGCUCCAUCAACUUGAUGAAUGAAAGCAUUUUCAACUUCAAAAUAUUCGCCCAGGCCCCUGAAGAGAAAUCGCCUUCACAAGCCUCCAAGGAGGAGGACAGUGAUGACUGGUUGGCAAAAGAGAAAGACAAGUUUUUGAAGAUUUGUGAAACUAGUUGGGAUGAAUUUGUUAACAGUAGAAGAUUGACCUCCGAUUGGUAA